This is a messenger RNA of Suillus fuscotomentosus, 1341 nucleotides long. RefSeq lists its product as uncharacterized. The coding region runs from base 1 to 1341 and encodes 446 amino acids. The record is from RefSeq and is a predicted model, not a curated record. Gene Ontology annotation, cellular component: SCF ubiquitin ligase complex. The transcript has 2 exons. Gene Ontology annotation, biological process: SCF-dependent proteasomal ubiquitin-dependent protein catabolic process. Lineage: Eukaryota; Fungi; Basidiomycota; Agaricomycetes; Boletales; Suillaceae.
AUGCAAAAAUCUCGAGAAGUCCUCCGUGCUACACGCGUCCAGAUCCUCUUCAAUCACCAUUUCCGUCGCGAUGACUCUGCAUACGCACUGCUCCUGGCAAGCGCACCCAAAGACGCACCGCUCUUUCCCCAGCUGCGCUCGGUCGGAUGGUUUGACUCACGUGUUGAAAACAUCCCUGUCCUCAACCUCCUCCUACCCACCGUCCAGACCCUCGCUCUAGAUAUCACGCAUGAUAAAUUUCGCAAGGCCGUCUUCCAAAACCCCCGUACCACCUGCUUGCACCUCAAAGCUCUUGAAUUUAUAGGCAUGGUUGACAAACUGGCAACCUCAGAAUUGGAGUCCCUCCUGUUCAGCUAUCCUGAGGGUCUUACUGAACUUUCGAUCAGAUUUUUCCGUGACAACAUCUCAAACGCCUUGCUCGAAGCUAUCGCUGUGCGGCCACAUCUCCAAUACCUCACUCUCCAGAUAGGAUUCAAAAGCAUGCCACUCCGUGCACCCCAACCUUUUCAGGCACUCACUCACCUCCAUAUGUCAUGUGAGAGUCUGAGUCUUUUCUCAUCCUUGCUGCAUUCUAUUUCCGGGACGAAUUCAGGUACCUCUGGAUGCCCAAACCUCGAGAAAAUUUACAAUAUUGCACUCCAUUGCGGUCCCACCGGUAUCUGGUCCGAACUCCUCACUAUCCUCACACGCACAAAGCUAGAGCACAUUUCUAUCGAGAAAUGUAGUAACUCUGAGCCCCACCCGUGCUAUACAGGACCAACAUUUUUUGAGCUUCGCCCCUUUCUCGCCCGCCCUACUGCACUCGUAAAUAUCAAAACCCUCCUCAUCUUCCCCGCCCACGGCGGAUCCAUUAUACUUACAGAUGCCGAUGUCCACACGCUUGCUCGUGCAUGCCCACACCUCUAUUCUGUUAGCCUAGGGAAUCACAACACACCUGUGUCUUUGGGUGCCUUGAGUUACAUCGUGAGACGCUGUCAUGAGCUGUGCGAAAUCUCGCUAUGUGCGGACGCGCGGCUCGAUGCGCUCGGGACAAUACCUCUGGACGAUGACGAGCAAAUGCACCUACAACCUAAUAUACGCCUGAGGAGGCUGGCCAUUGGAGGGUCACCCAUUGCAUGCGUGGGUCCAUUGAACCCGCCGACUGCACCAGACCUGAUGAUGUCGAUCCCACGGUUCCUGCACAUGAUAGCACCGCGACUUGCGAAACUCGAAAUAUCCUUCGAGUUGCAUUUCGAGUGGACAUAUCGUAGGUACAUGGGUAUGGAGGUAAUCAGUGAUAUAGAGAGGUGGAAGAAGGUGGAGGAUGUCUUGUCGGAGUUGGCACAAGGGGACACUGACUGA